GUCCAUUCUCAAAUCGGAGCAUGAGCUUGAUUGGCGGCAUAUCUUUGGAUCUCGCGGCCACCGUCGAUUUUCUCUCGCCGUCACUGCAAGGCGACGAUCUCGAGACUGAUUUGAGGAGAAUCCCUGGAUUGAAAACCAUCCACCACCGCCGCGCCUUUGCCGAUUCGUCUGCCAAACCACAACCGGAAAAGAGGGAGGAGAGGGCGGAUGCCGAUGGAUUCAUAGAGAGGAGGGUGGGAUAUCUUAUUGUCGAUGAGGCCAUACUUGUCGAUGCCGGAGAAGAGAUGGUAUCGGAGGUGAUAAGUAUGGGGGAGGAAGGGCACGUUCGUGGAGGGGUUUGAUUUUUUUUUAUUUAAUUUAAUUUUCUUAACAUAGUUGAAAAGCAAAUAAAAAUAAAAAUUAAAUUGUGUGACUCAGCAAUUUAUUUUCGCGUAAGAUUCAACUAACGAUUGACCGGAUGGAAAAUUAACAGUUUGUCUAAUAAAUUGGUUUUGAAAAG
Linum trigynum is the source of this 499-nucleotide messenger RNA. Lineage: Eukaryota; Viridiplantae; Streptophyta; Magnoliopsida; Malpighiales; Linaceae. The record is from the annotation of a GenBank genome assembly.